Molecule: messenger RNA, 1666 nt
Organism: Impatiens glandulifera
Lineage: Eukaryota; Viridiplantae; Streptophyta; Magnoliopsida; Ericales; Balsaminaceae
Product: probable E3 ubiquitin-protein ligase LUL3
Exons: 3
Coding region: 180-1364 (394 amino acids)
Biological process (GO): protein ubiquitination
Molecular function (GO): ubiquitin protein ligase activity
Source: RefSeq, a predicted model, not a curated record
UUUUCUUACUUACAAGUCGUCGGUGUGCAAUAUACGCGUAGAGCUGCCAAAAUCAUUUCUUGAACUUACCCUUUUCCUCGUCUGAACUGAAUCAAUCAAUCCAUCUUCAUUUUUCAUCGUUGACCUUACAAAGGUUCUCUAAAUCCGAUCUCUCUGUGUAUCUUCGCCUUGCAGCAAUAAUGGGGGCUUUCUGGAGUAGCCCCAGAAGGAACAACUACAACAACUAUCACAAUCCUCACGCUAGGCAUUCUCAGCUUAUUUCUUCAUCUUCUUCUCCAUACCCUAAUCCACCUUCUUCCGACCCUUAUCCUGUUCCUCCCACUUCCUCUUACCAAUCCACGGUUCCAACACAAAUUCCUCCACCUCUGACCCCUGCUCCUCCUCCACAGCAGCAGCAGCAGCAGCAGCAGCAGCAGCAGGGACCGCCGCCGGUCUACAUGCCUUACUACUACUCCGGUGGGUUACAUCCUGUCUGUAAUUAUGGUAAUCCGAUGGUAGGUCGUUCUGGUUAUGGACCUUAUUAUCCUUAUCAGAACAAUGGUUGGGCUGGAGCUCGACCUCCUCCGAUGAUGGUGCCUCAGCUAACUCAUCAACCUCCACCUCCACCUCCUCCUUAUGUGGAUCAUCAGCAGGCCAAAAAGGUUAAGAACAAUGUUAAUGUGCAUAAGGAUACAGUAAGGCUCGAAGUCGAUGAACAGAACCCUGAUCAUUACCUGAUCUCAUUUGUUUUCGAUGCUUUAUACGAUGGAAGCUUUACCAUAUUCUACUUUGCCAAGAUCCAGCAAAAUUGUACAUUUGUCCCACUCUUUCCAGAUGCCUUCAAACCUGUAAAGGUUCCUUUUCUGAAAGGAUCAGGCCAGAGAUUUCGACAACCUAAUGAAACUGGCAUUGACUUGGGGUUCUUUGCAUUGGAAGAUCUUUCAAAACCAUCUCCAGAGGAAGACGUUUUCCCACUUGUGAUAUCAGCUGAAACAUAUGUGCCUUCCUUUCCAGCUGAAACAAAUCCUGCUGAACCUCUCACGGCUUCAUCACCCAAUUUUAACAUAACUCAAGCAAUUAUAGAGAAGAAAAAUGAUCUACCUUUUCAAGUCAGAGUUGUCAAGCAGAUAUUAUGGAUUGAUGGAGUUCAAUAUGAACUUCGAGAGAUUUAUGGAAUUGGAAAUACUGCUGAAGGCUUCAAGGAUGAUGACCCAGGGAAAGAGUGCGUGAUUUGCAUGACAGAGCCUAAGGAUACAGCUGUUCUUCCUUGUCGACAUAUGUGCAUGUGCAGUGAGUGUUCCAAAGCAUUGAGACUUCAGUCAAACAAGUGCCCAAUUUGUCGUCAGCCCAUUGAGGAGCUCAUAGAGAUCAAAGUGGGUCAAUGAUUUAUCAAAUGUAUGUUGUUACUCACAAGUAUUCUUUAGUUUGGAGAUAUUAUAAUCAUCUUCAUCAUCAUCAUGCUAUGUAUGCUCUCUACUGUGUGUGUGAGUGAGGUAUACAUGCAUAUAUAAGAAUAUGGGUCGAAUUUACAUACAUACAUAUAUACGAAUAUGGGAAUUUACAUAUCUUUUUUACAUGAUGGGGUUGGGUGGGAUGUACAUAUUUCUCCAUAUCUGUUUUCUUUAGUGUGAUAUUCAUGUAACAAUCAGUUUCUUACUUGAGAAUGAAUUAAAGCUUCCUUUGUCAA